Andrographis paniculata is the source of this 755-nucleotide messenger RNA. Its product is annotated as B3 domain-containing protein Os04g0386900-like. The record is from RefSeq and is a predicted model, not a curated record. Lineage: Eukaryota; Viridiplantae; Streptophyta; Magnoliopsida; Lamiales; Acanthaceae. The coding region runs from base 203 to 649 and encodes 148 amino acids. Gene Ontology annotation, molecular function: DNA binding. The transcript is spliced from 4 exons.
UGGAAUUGCCAUUUAGAUUUCAGAUUUCUAUUUGCCAGAAUAUCCGAAAUAACAAAACCCCAUGGAUGCGCUUAAUAUCUUCUGAACCAGAAGUAUCCAAUCCUGCAGUUGCAGAAGCACCGCCAUGCUCCCUAUGAACGACCUGAAUUUAGCUUGAGAGUGGCAUCGUCUUCAUGCUUACUUUUACUACUCAGGAUUCCAAAUGUCUUCCAAGAAAAUAAUAGCUUCCUCUAAAGUGGGGCAAAAAAGUGAAGAUAUAGAAGACAUCCCAUUUCUUUGCGGGAAGCCAUAUUUCGACGUAGUUCUUACGCCAACCAUGGUUGCCCCACGCUAUGAAUUUACUAUGCCACUUAAAUUUACUGCUCAGCUUCCUACUUCUAAUGUCAUUGCCGUGUUGAAAUACAAGCGGACUGCGUGGGAGGUCUUGUACGCGGGCAGUAAAGCUAAGCCAAGGUUCAAUCGUAAAUGGAAGUAUUUCGCAAAAGACAAUAAACUUCGAGCGAAAGAUGCAUGUGUGUUUGAGCUAUUGGAGUCGAGUUCGACAGGUAUUAAGUUGAAAGUUCAUAUUUUGAGACAUGCUCUCCCUCUCCAAUUUCAAAUAUUAGGUCCGGCUGGUUCUUCGUCCGAGAAUCCUGUGCUUAUUGAAUAGAUGAUGUGUGUUGGUGAGAUGAAUUUGAUGCAAUUUAUCUUAUGUUGUCAUAGUUAAUUUUGUCCAUGUUGAUUCUUCUUUUCAAAUCAAUUAAUUAUAUACUAUC